UUUCUUUUCUCCAUUUUCUCACAAAAUUUCCUUUUGUAAACCCUAAACCAACCGACCUACUUACCUCUAAUUUCAAUUUUCAAUUUCCCCAACUCUAGGACUAAUGAACCAACAAACAACUCAGAUCCGCAAAUCUCUCUUUUCACAAAAAUUCUACGAUCUUUCUUCUCUACUUGACCAAGUCAGACUAGUUUCGUAAUCAACAAUGUUGAUCUGAAAAUUUCAAACUCCUCGUUAGAUCUACAAAAAUCUCACCUUUUUCCUUCUUUGCCGAUCUGGGUUUCAGGAUUGGUUUCUGGGUUCUUUAAAUUUCGACACUUUCUUAUAAAAACUGUUUUUCUGAUACAUAAAGUUCGAAUCUUUGCAUUGUGGAUUUGAAAAAGCUUGAAUCUUUGAAUGUUGAUGGUGGAUUAGUUUCUGGGUUGAAGAAGAAGAUUCAAAUUAUGGGUUGUAUUUGCUCAAAAGGAGUACGAACUAAUGAUGAUUACAUCGAGACAAGUCAUGUAAGUAUUGGUAAAGAGAAUUCUAAAGCUUUGAAGAAACAGUCUGAUUCAGAGGAAGCAGGUGUUAAUGGAAACGAAGCUACAUUGAGGUUGAUACCUAAUGAUGAGGCCAAGGACACUUUCUCGGAUGAGGAUGAGGAAGAGGAGGAGAAGAAAGAGACUAGCUUUGAGAGGAAAUCUUGUGAAUCAGUGUUGCAGAAAGCAAACGUUUUGGAGUUAGUUGAUAAUGUAGGACCUUUGCAGCCUAGGAUGAGUAGAAUUGGUAGUGUUAGUAAUGGAGAUAGAGCAGCUAAAGUUAUUGCUGGUUGGCCUUCAUGGUUGGUUUCAGUUGCUGGUGAAGCUAUCAAUGGAUGGAUUCCUCGAAGUGCUGAUUCAUUUGAGAAGUUGGAGAUGAUUGGGCAAGGGACGUAUAGCAGUGUGUACAGAGCCCGUGAUCUCGAAACUAAUCAAAUAUUUGCACUUAAGAAGGUUCGGUUUGCUAAUAUGGAUCCUGAGAGUGUGCGGUUCAUGGCGAGAGAGAUAAUCAUCCUUCGUAGACUUAACCAUCCAAAUGUUAUGAAGCUUGAAGGACUGAUCAUUUCAAAAGCUUCAGGUAGUAUGUAUCUUAUCUUUGAAUAUAUGGACCAUGAUCUUGCAGGUCUUGCAUCAACCCCUGGGAUUAAGUUCUCUCAGGCACAGAUUAAAUGUUAUAUGAAGCAACUGCUGCUUGGGUUAGAACAUUGCCAUAGCUGUGGUGUGUUGCACCGAGACAUCAAAUGCUCAAAUCUUCUUCUGGAUCGUAACAAUAAUCUUAAAAUUGGCGAUUUUGGUCUUUCUAACUUUUACCGGGGCCAACGAAAGCAGCCUCUGACCAGCCGUGUUGUGACAUUGUGGUACCGCCCACCUGAACUUCUGCUUGGGUCGACUGACUAUGGAGUUACGGUUGAUCUGUGGAGCGCAGGAUGCAUACUUGCUGAACUUUUCACUGGAAAGCCUCUUCUGCCCGGAAGAACAGAGGUAGAACAGAUGCACAAGAUCUUUAAACUCUGUGGUUCACCUUCUGAGGAGUAUUGGAGAAGAUCACGGUUGCGACAUGCAACAAUCUUCAAACCUCAACAUCCAUACAAGCGAUGUGUAGCCGAUACAUUUAAGGAUCUUCCUCCUUCCGCUUUGGCCCUCCUUGAAGUUCUUCUAGCUGUAGAACCAGAUGCACGAGGAACCGCAUCCUCCGCCCUUCAAAGCGAGUUUUUUACAACAAAACCUUUUCCAAGCGAGCCAUCAAGUCUGCCAAGAUAUCCGCCAAGAAAAGAAUUUGAUGUCAAACUUCGAGAGGAGGAAGCAAGAAGAAGGAAAGGUGCAAGCAGUAAACAGAAUGAACCAAAACGGUUUUCUAGAGAAUCCAAAGCUGUACCCGCUCCUAGUGCUAAUGCUGAAUUACUGACAUCAAUACAGAAACGUCUGGGAGAGACUAACCAGACAAGCGUGAGUGAGAAGUUCAUUCCUGAGGGAGAUUCUGGCAAUGGCUUCCGGUUCGAACCACUGAAGGGCAGUACUGCACAAAAUCCAUACCCAAUCUACUCAAACGGAGACAAUCAUCCUAACGGAUCAAGCCAACUGAGAACACAAAGGUCAUAUGUCCAACGUGGGGCAGCCCAAUUGUCAAGAUUCUCAAACUCAAUGGCACAUACUAGAGAUGGAUCACAGUUUGGUAGUAUGAGAGAUGCUAUGGUGAAUCAACGCUGGCUUGAAGAUGGUUCAGAGAAUUUCAAUUUGUCCCAAAGAUUACUUGAGAAACCUAAUGGUUUUACAAAAGAUGACCCCUCAUCCUCUAGCAAAGAAUCAAUAACGGGUUAUGAUGGUGAGAAGAGAGGGAGGAUUCAAUACUCAGGACCAUUGAUUCCAGGAGAAGGAAACUUGGAUGAAAUGUUGAAAGAACACGAAAGACAGAUCUUGUUGGCUGUACGACGAGCUCAAGCCGACAAGGCUAAGAGAGACGAUAACAGACAGGCUCAAGCCUCGUGCCCAGCUAAUGGAAGGUGAUAUUGUGGGAGUUUCUUAGAGAAAGUAGUACAAAUAAUAAACAAACAUUUUGGGAAAAUCUGAUGAUGGUUCUUCACAAUGCUUGCCCUUUAUUUUUUUGGUUGGUUAGACUUGUAUGGUUUAGGACUUAGGAUCUUGCGUUGUAUAGUCAAAUUGCUAACAGUUUACCUGACUUAUAUAUUCUCCAUUCUUUUAGUUAUCUAAUAAAUCUCCACAUUUAGUAA
This is a messenger RNA of Capsella rubella, 2746 nucleotides long. Its product is annotated as probable serine/threonine-protein kinase At1g09600. Gene Ontology annotation, cellular component: nucleus; cyclin-dependent protein kinase holoenzyme complex. The record is from RefSeq and is a predicted model, not a curated record. The coding region runs from base 444 to 2522 and encodes 692 amino acids. The transcript has 8 exons. Gene Ontology annotation, biological process: positive regulation of transcription elongation by RNA polymerase II; protein phosphorylation. Lineage: Eukaryota; Viridiplantae; Streptophyta; Magnoliopsida; Brassicales; Brassicaceae. Gene Ontology annotation, molecular function: cyclin-dependent protein serine/threonine kinase activity; RNA polymerase II CTD heptapeptide repeat kinase activity; ATP binding.